CGGCAGUCGCGUUCGGCGGAGCGCACCGCAUACGUAGCGGAGCUUGCGACGCUGUUCUUGUGUUCGUGUAUUCCAGUAACUCAGCAGGUCAGGACCUGGCGUGUGGAUACGUGGACGCAAAAUGGAUAGUCCACGCUGACAGGUGUAGCCCACUUUGCGUCGCAGUUACAACUGUGCAGAAAAUAUCAGAAUGGGAAAAUCAGAGGACAGUAUGCCACAGCCAGCAUCAAAGGACACAGCAGCAACUGGUUAUGAUACGGCAGGAGAUCCAGUUAUAAAGCCAUACAGUGAGGCACCAACUGGAAACGCCACUGCAGAAGAUCCUCUAAUACCCGGCGGCAUGAUGAAGGUGCCACUGGCGCUGGGGCCUGAGUCGUGCACCGUCGUAUGUCCAGCGUGUUACCAAACCAUCCAGACAGACGUGGAGGUCAAAACAACAUCCGAGCUAAACGUACUUCCUAUCCUAUGCGAUCUCAUUUCGUGCUGCUGCUGUUGCUGUAUGCUGUUUCUAUGGUUUGAAAGCGACCAUCAUGACCACUCCAUCGACUCCUGCUGUUGCCCCGACUGUGAGGGCAGCUAUAAGGAUACCCAUGAAGUGAGGCAACACUACUGCCCCAGCUGUAAAGCUUUCAUUGGGGCUUACGAGAAAUAGCUGUCCAAUGAGUCCACUUGUUCAAUACUCUGUUGCUGUGAGCUGAACUAACCAGCUCGAGUAUAAACUCCGUCCACGGCACCCACAAAAAAAUACACUCCACCUAUGUGAUGCUUUGAACUAACAGUAAAGAUUUACUUCAUUUUAUAACCAUCAAAUCGCCGAAGUGCCAAAAAUGUUGUUAGUACAGUUGCAGAUUUUCUUUUUCUAAGUUUAUCAAUACGUGUUCCACUGUGUAAUGCAAGACAAGAAAAUAAAAGAUGGAAAAUGUCAUUUGAA
Schistocerca cancellata (South American locust) is the source of this 931-nucleotide messenger RNA. RefSeq lists its product as uncharacterized. The record is from RefSeq and is a predicted model, not a curated record. Bases 191 to 652 code for a protein of 153 amino acids. Lineage: Eukaryota; Metazoa; Arthropoda; Insecta; Orthoptera; Acrididae. The transcript is spliced from 5 exons.